UUUUAGAAUUCAUAUUAGGAUGUUAAUAAAACAUACUUGGUUGUAAAUCUAGAUCCUGGUAAAAUAAUUGCAACAGUGGGAUACUCUUAUUUUAAACCAGGUUAUAAUUAGGGUUAGGGCUUUAUUUGUUGUGUUGAAAUCAGUCUCUAAAGCUUGGAAGAGAGAAUAGUUGUACAAUAUGAGACUCCUUACUCAUAACAUGCUGUCCUCUAACAUCAUUGGGGUCACCAAUGGCUUCCCUCUCCGGAUCGAAGUGGUGAAAGUAGUCGAGAAAGAGGUUGAACUAAACCCCGAUUUUCUCAAAUCCAUGUUCUCCAAAAUUGACUGGAACGCCCUAGUCAAGGCGGCUCGCUCAAUCGACUACACUGAGCUCCCCAACGAGGUUGAUCCUUGUAUGCAUGACUCCGACGACUUCCUUUGCCGUUUUCACCACGCCCUCCUCCAACUUCACCUCGAAGAAGGCACCCUUAUCUGCCCUGAGAUUGGUCACCAGUUCCCUAUCACCAAGGGAAUCCCCAAUAUGUGUGUACACGUGAACAGUCCACUGUGGCACUUAACUGUGAUUUUUGGACGUAGUUGUACAGAGAAAAACGGAACCAGAGUUAGGUAG
Messenger RNA from Cannabis sativa, 610 nucleotides. RefSeq names its product multifunctional methyltransferase subunit TRM112 homolog A-like. Gene Ontology annotation, molecular function: protein heterodimerization activity. The transcript is spliced from 2 exons. The record is from RefSeq and is a predicted model, not a curated record. The coding region runs from base 179 to 610 and encodes 143 amino acids. NCBI's taxonomy places the organism in Eukaryota, Viridiplantae, Streptophyta, Magnoliopsida, Rosales, Cannabaceae. Gene Ontology annotation, biological process: tRNA methylation; rRNA (guanine-N7)-methylation; peptidyl-glutamine methylation.